CCGCAUUGUGUAAAUUAUGUGUAGCGUUAAAAUGUUUUAUGAAGUUAAAAGUAUUUGGGGAAGAUCUGUGUAAACGUUAAAUUAAAUUUACUUGAACCAUUGAAUAUACGCAUGUGGUUUUAUUCCAUAAACGUGCCGUGCAGUGAGUCAGUGUGAUAGAAUGGCAAAAAAUCAAGCCGCUAGACGUUGUCUUAAUAAAUUAUAGCUAUUAUAUAUUAUUUUUUUAAAAUACUAAUCAUUCCAAUUGUAAAUGUAGCUGUGCUUUUACAUUUUAUAUUCGGUAAUAUUAAAACAAAAUGACCGUAACUUACACCGGAGAAGUUGCAACUUGCCGCGGCUUUGGAACCUUUUUAAAAGUUUUAUACAGAUGGCGUGGAAGUAUUUACAAGUUGGUGUGGCUGGAUCUCCUGAUUUUCUUAUUGAUAUAUUAUUCUUUGGCCUUAACUUACCGAUUCCUCCCCACAGAUGAAUCUAAAAGGACUUUUGAAGGAGUUGUAAAUUACUGCAGUUACCACGGUAAUGUGAUACCAUUGUCUUUCGUUUUGGGUUUUUACGUGACUGUUGUUAUGAAUCGGUGGUGGAAUCAGUACACUACUAUACCCUGGCCAGAUUCCAUAGCUGUUUUCGUGUCCGCCACUAUACAUGGCCAGGACGAACGGGGUCGGCUGCUGAGAAGAACAAUAGUCCGAUAUGUGUGCCUUUGCCUAACUAUGGUACUUACUAUGAUCUCGCCUCGCGUCAAAAAACGCUUUCCUACGCUUGAUAAUUUUGUAGAGUCUGGUUUAAUGCUUGAGAAUGAGAAACAGAUUCUCAUAAAUCUUAAUGAUAAGUUUCCAAAGCCUUCUAAACACUGGUUACCAAUUGUUUGGGCGGCUAGUAUAGUGACGAGGGCCCGCAAAGAGGGUAGGAUAAGGGACGACUUCGCUGUGAAAACAAUUAUAGACGAAUUAAACAAAUUUAGAGGGCAAGCGGGACUGCUGCUCAGUUAUGACACAAUCAGUGUGCCUCUUGUUUAUACUCAGGUAGUUACUAUAGCUGUUUACUCGUACUUUAUGACGACGGCAUUGGGUAGUCAAUGGGUUGAAAAUAAAACGACACACAAGGAUGCUGGCUCGAAUAUAAGUAGUAUAGACCAAUACUUUCCGAUAUUUACUACGUUAGAAUUUUUUUUCUACAUGGGUUGGCUAAAAGUGGCAGAGUCUCUAAUAAACCCUUUUGGCGAAGAUGACGAUGAUUUCGAAGUCAACUGGCUGAUUGAUCGCGACUUACAGGUAUCCUAUAUGAUAGUGGACGAGAUGCAUCACGAGCAUCCGGAGCUUCUCAAGGAUCAGUAUUGGGAUGAAGUGUUCCCGACGGAGUUGCCGUACACGAUAGCUACGGAAAAUCAGAGGGAGGAGCAUCCAGAACCUUCUACUGCUCGCGUGGCUGUGCCUCCUAGGCAACGCAGCAUGGUCACCGUGAACCCCUCCAGUGUGAAGAUUGACGAAAUGAUGCCAUCCAACACCGUGAGUUACAAGUUCGCCCCACCAGAGCAACUGCAAAUGAACGAUGAUGCUCAAUCGGGCAUUCACUUCAUGGUUUCGCGAGGUAGCAGUAAACGCGGGAAACGGGAUCAAGUGGAUAGAAACUCCAUGGGUUCCACAAAUUCCAUGGCGUCACUACAGCAGCAGACUCCCAUAACGAGAGCAAACUCCGUCACUUCUAUGCUAAAGAGACUGUUCUCAAAGGAAGACCAGCGAAACCCGACACAAACACCUACGCAAACUGAUGGCAGUGGAUCAAGAUUUACAAUAUCUGCUAGCAAUGCGUCACUGAAUAAACCCGCAACAGCCGUAGCUGGGAGCAUGAAGAUUGCUAAUGAAGUGAUCGAGGAGGUAGACGAGCAAGCCACAAUAACCAGCAUGGGCAAACGGCCAGAGAACAGACCCACGGCAAUGAGCGUAUUCGCGCAAGGAGUACAUACUUCAAGUGAACCAGUGGAUGUACCCUCCAGAAAUUCUAAUCACACAAAUAGUACUAGUAAGUUACAUCUUAGUUACUUCAAAGUGGGUUUGUAA
Hyposmocoma kahamanoa is the source of this 2057-nucleotide messenger RNA. It is a transcript of the gene Best1, whose product is annotated as bestrophin-2. NCBI's taxonomy places the organism in Eukaryota, Metazoa, Arthropoda, Insecta, Lepidoptera, Cosmopterigidae. Bases 297 to 2057 code for a protein of 586 amino acids. The record is from RefSeq and is a predicted model, not a curated record. The transcript has 10 exons. Gene Ontology annotation, molecular function: chloride channel activity.